Anolis carolinensis (green anole) is the source of this 4008-nucleotide messenger RNA. RefSeq names its product popeye domain containing 2 (gene popdc2). Gene Ontology annotation, cellular component: sarcolemma. NCBI's taxonomy places the organism in Eukaryota, Metazoa, Chordata, Lepidosauria, Squamata, Anolidae. Bases 1496 to 2569 code for a protein of 357 amino acids. The record is from RefSeq and is a predicted model, not a curated record. The transcript has 4 exons. Gene Ontology annotation, molecular function: cAMP binding. Gene Ontology annotation, biological process: striated muscle cell differentiation; heart development; skeletal muscle tissue development.
GCUGAUGAAGACUUUACACUAAGGCAUAUCGCCAAACACAUUGACCUUGGCCCCUUGAUAAUUUUUUUUGCUAAAGUUCCAAGGAAUGCUACUCCUGAUGAUUUUUCAUACAUCAUUCAGUUUCAAAAUGAAUAUGAUAGCAGCUCUGCUAAACAAAGUUGAAAAUCUUUACAGGAACAGAUAUGUAUGGUCUGCAUUUGCAUAUGAUCGAUCUGAAAGCUGGAUUAACUAGGUUAGUGAAGAGACAGAGUUUUCCAUAUAAAAAUCUAUGCAAAGAAAAGUAUGGCAGCUGAUGCUUCUGAAGCAAUGUUUUGAGCAAAAAAAAAAUGGUCUCCCUUAUUUAAAAUGGAAAAAUAAAGGUUUGGUUUUUGGAAUUUUUAAAAAUACAUUUUCAAGCCAUGGGUGGUUCAAUUUGCAAAUGCAGAAUCUGUGUAUUCAGAAGGUUGACUAUUUUGAAGAAAACAUUUCUUAAAAAUGAAUUUGGAUUUGCCAAUUGUAUAAAAAAGCAAUUCUUACACAAAUCCAAGUGUGGUUCCUACAGCCAGUCUACUUUUGCAAAGCAUGAAAUACCACCAUGAUGCAACAGUAUUUCAAACAGUCCAGUAAUUUGUUUGUUUGUUUGUUUUAAAAUUGCAACAGCAGUUAUAGCUGAUUGCGUGCCCACAGUGAUCCAGGACUUCCAUCUAAUUUUAAAUGUACCAGCUGUCAGCACUUUCUCCAGUAUGCUGUACUCUAUAGCAUUUAAAAAAAAAAACACUUCCUAAAAUAAUGUUUGCUGCUUUGGAUUAUUUCUCCCAAGAUGGCUCUGCUUCAUAGCAAAGGCAAUCUUCCUUUUCUGACUUGAAAUAUCAGAGAUAUCUUUUUGCUACCUAGUAGGCUCUGGGAAGGGACUGAAAACCCACGGUUACAAAUGCACAAACAAUAACUCUCUGUUAUCUAGUUCUUUGAGUUAUGCUAAGUGGCGAGUGCCUGCCUGAACUCUCUUUCCCUCACAGCCUUUGCUUCUUGGGUUUCAAUUCCAAACAUGGUUAUCUAUUUGGGGUCUCUCUUCUUUCCACGGCCCAGUGCUAUACAUUCCAAAUUAAACACAAGUACCCUCUUGUACAGCUCCUCUUCCCCGCCUCUUUUGCCCUCCUGCUCCUCUUUCAACUGAGUCUAUUUUUUACUUCUCUUACAGCUGGGGAGGAAGGGAGCCACAGGUCUUUGCAAUUGCGUUUUGCUGAGUGCCUUUUGCAACAGAGCUUCGUAGCAGGAAAAUUUAGUGUUAAUUUGAUAUUAACCAGUUUUGUGGAAAGGAUUGGCUCAGGGCGUUCAGCAUAACAAUAUUUAGCUACUGCUUCUGCUAUUAACAUUACAACUAAUACAACAGUUAAUUAAAAAAAAAACACUUUUAAAAAAUCUGGGUAGCAAUAAAGCUGCUGUUAAGUUCCUGCAACCGCCUCCAUAGUGUGUUUUGAUAUAAUUUUCAAGGUGUGUAGGUUAAGAGAUAGUGAAAAUGAGUGAAAAUGGCACCAUUUUGGACCGGAUUGUUUUCCAUCCUGUUUUGUGUGAAGGAUGGAAAAUCUAUAUGGAAGGAGCAGCCUAUCACCUUGCUAAUUUUUUCCUCCUCUUGGGAUUUAUGGGAGGAAGUGGCCUCAUUGGCUCCAUCUACAUUUUUGGCUUCCUGACUGUUGGUUUCUUCUGCGUUGCUCUCUGGGGCUGGUUGGAUGCCUGCGGACUGGACAUCUUCACUUGGAACAUGCUUUUAGUCCUGAUCUGUUUGCUUCAGUUAACUCACUUAUUUUACCAGCUCCGUAAACACACAUUUUCUGAAGAAUUUGACAUGCUGUACAAGCAAGUUUGCCAGCCUCUGCAAGUGCCUCCCCAGGUCUACAGAGAAAUUGUCAAAGGCUGUGAGGAACAGGUCCUGCCUCUGGCCAAAGACCAGACCUAUGCUGUGGAGGGCAAGACAGCAAUUGAUCGCCUAUCAUUCUUGCUUUCAGGCAGGGUUAAAGUAAGCCAGGAUGGACAAUUUCUACAUUAUGUCUACCCAUAUCAGUUUCUGGAUUCCCCAGAGUGGGAAUCACUGCGGCCUUCUGAAGAGGGAACAUUUCAGGUCACAUUGACAGCAGAGACAGACUGCAGUUUCAUCACCUGGCAAAGGAAGAAGCUCUAUUUGCUUCUGGCAAAAGAGCGCUACAUUGCCCGUCUCUUCUCUGUCCUCCUUGGCUAUGAUAUCUCAGAAAAGGUGUAUGCAUUGAACGAAAAGCUUUUUGCUAAAUUUGGCCUGCGAUUUGACAUCCGUCUGCCCAGCCUCUAUCAUGUCCUAGGUCCUGCCUCUUCAGAUACAGAAAUGGAGGAAGAAGCCGGGGUGUGUGAAGAGCCACCCGUGCCCUUGAGCCAACCAGCCACAUUUGUCCAGACAGCCCCUGUGGCCCCUCACCCUGCACCUCUUCUUGCUCAUCCCCGGAAACCUCGGCCUGACAGUGACCUGUCUGGUGAGGACUCUACCAGUCUUGUAUUGGAAGAUUUUGCUGAAUUGUCAGGGUCUUUUUUGGACUAUCUGAGCGAAGGGGAGUAUAUGAAAUGAGGGCACUUCUAACAUGGGCACACCCUGUCAUCCUGUGUAACUUCUGGAACCCUCCUGAAGACUGACCGACAGGCCCUGGCAAAAGGUCGAGCUCCUUUGGCUCCUACUCAAACCCCAGAACUUUAGAGAACAACUGCUUAGAAUCACAGUGACCCACAAAUGAUCAAAAUAGCGCUUAUUGUGUGUCAAUACUUGUUUUACACAGGCACCAGUGUGGCACUCUUGGAAAUAUGUGCAUGAGACUGACACGUGGUGUUAGGAUAUUCCCCACAGCUUGUGAUGCAGUGGCAUCAGCAGUUCCUGAGAAUCCAUAUUCUUAAACACUUGCCACGUGUUUCUUUAUUAUGUGCAUUAAAUGACUAGGAAAGACAAUGAUGUAGCCCCAGUCAAUGGAAUUAACUAUUUCUUCAGGGUCUGAUAGUUCCUUCCUGUUACAGAACAGAUUAAUCCUUCUACUUUGAUCAACACAAAAUGUGGUUUGGAUGGACUAGUGGAAAGGGGAAAGACAGGCCCUGGUACGGGUUUGCAGCUUAGGGUCUGCAUUCUAUUGUGUCUAAUCUUCCAGACUGACACAUCAGUGACAGCAGCCACUGAAAGGCAUUUUGGAGCAUGAUUGCUGGAUGAGUGAUUUUCAAGGGUUUGGAUAUUUGAGUUUCCAUGAAUGUCUCCAUUUGGAGGCUUAAAUUCAGAUCCCAUACAGGGAUUAAAUGGGACCCCAAAUCUCGUAUUUCUUUAUCUAGCACUGGCAGCAGAGGAACACCCAAGAGAAACUGUUUAAAACUAAUUACAAAGUGCUAUGAGAGCUGUCUGUUAAGGAGCUAUUAAUGUCAAGCAGUGCUGUCACUGCACAUUUGCCACAGUAAAAUCUUCGGGAUUUCAUGAAAGGUUCGCCUCUCAUUGAGAGUUGAAGCACCAUUAUUUGGCCUGACCCAUAAGUCCCAACCAGCCAAGAGCUGACUGUCCCAUAUUACUGCAUUAAAAACCUGGCAGCCUUACUGGAAACUUCGUCAGUGUUGGAAAUAAUUGUGAUUUUUACCAGUAAUACUGAUUCCAGGAACACUUCAAAGAGUGUUGCUAUAAGCUCCCCUCUACCUGAACAUUUGACAGACUAGGUGUUCGCCUCAGCAAUUGUAGUUGUGGCCACCUUUUAAAAAAUUGUCCACAAUGGCACAGUUUUAGUAAAUUGUCGAUGAAUUGGGGGGAAAUGUCCAUAUCACUGCAGUUGGGAUAUGAGGCUCAGGCUGCAACAGGCAUCCCUUAGGCCAUGACUAGCAACCGGGGUUUCUGCAUUUCCCUGACCAUCCAUGCAAGGCAAAUCAAAGAUGUCAUCAGAGGGCUGACUAAAUGGAUAUUAGUGAAGAUAGAUUCUUCUGUGCAGGAGUUUUGUGUUCCUACCUAAAUAAAAGAAGCAUUUGAAAUAAAUAAAUAAAUAAAUGUAA